UUAAACAUUGGUCACAGUGCACUUGGGUUGCAGUUGCAGACCGCGCCAGCGAUCGCGUUAGUUGCAGUUUGUGCGUCCACGGGGCAAACGGUUCCGUAUCGAUUCCCUUCUGCCAAACGGUCCGUGUGUGUGCCUGUGUGUGCGUCAGCAGAACAGUGUCGUUCCAGCGAUGGUCAGUUUGGAAGAGUUCCGCGCGUACCGAUCUCCGUUGAAAGAUUUCUACGACGGAAAGUACGUGCUGCUUACCGGUGGUAGUGGGUUUGUGGGCAAGCUGCUGAUAGAGAAGCUGAUAAAAUGCAAUGUGGCGGAGAUACUGCUGAUCCUUCGACGCAAGAAAGGCCUUAGUCCUACCGAACGGCUGGAGCAGCUGCUCGGUAAGGAAGCGGUGUUUGUCAACUACGAAAAAGAUCCUCAGCUGUACCUGUCCAAGAUUCGGCUCAUCGAAGGUGACAUCAGUGAGGUUGGAGUGGGCAUUUCGAACGAUGAUCUCGAGUACAUAUACGAGCGGACGAACAUCAUCGUGCACGCUGCGGCUGAUGUGCGGUUUGACGAAUCAUUGAAGGAGUCCAUACAAACGAAUGUGCGCGGAACGCAAGAGAUGUUGAAAAUAGCCGAAAAAUGCCGCCAGCUGGAGAUUUUCACCUACAUCUCGACGGCUUUCUCACACUGCGUGCUGGGCGUCAUCGAGGAGAAGUUCUACGAUCCACCACUGGAUCCGAGCGUUCUAAUCAAAGCGUCGGAAAGCGAGAACGAUGCGGACGUGUUUGAGCAGCUGUCGAAGAAGCUGAUCGAACCAUGGCCGAACACGUACGCCUUCACCAAAUCGCUCUCGGAGGAAAUGGUGCGGCGCUACAAAGCGAAGCUGCCAGUAGCGAUCAUCAGACCUUCGAUCAUUACAACCACCAUGGAAGAUCCAAUCGCUGGCUGGACGGACAAUCUGUACGGUUUUAACGGCGUAGUGUGUGGCGCAGCAACUGGCGUCCUGCGCAUAUUUCACAUCCACAUGGACUACAAGGCGAGCAUCGUGCCGGCAGAUACGGUUAUUAAUGCGACGCUCGCCGUCACCUGGUACGCGGCGAGCCAUCGCGAGGAGGACAACGUGUACAACUGCACCACGGACGACAAUCCGGUGAGCUGGCGCGAAACGCAGCACCAGCUGGAGCACUGGAAGGAUCGCAUCCCGUUCGACAAGUCGCUGUGGAUAACGACGUACAACACGACCCGCUUCAAGCUGGUAGCGGACGUGCUGUCCAUCCUGUACCACGUCCUGCCGGCACUGUUCUUCGACGCCAUGCUGCAGCUCGGUGGUCAGAAGCCGCGCGUGCUAAAGCUCUACCGGAAGGUGCAUCGCUUUUCCGCCGUGCUGCGCUUCUUCACCAACAACCAGUGGUGCUUCCGGACGGCGCGUAUGCGCCGCGUGCUGGACGCGAUGGCGGCCGACGAUCAGCAGUACUUCCCGUGCGAUGCCAAGGCGAUCCAGUGGAACAGCUUCCUGGAUCAUCAGAUCAAGGGACUGCGGCAGUACCUGAUGCGCGACCCGUGGAGCACGUUGGAGAAAUCGGUGCGCCGCCAUCGGUUGCGAACGUUUGCGCACUGGUGUCUGCUGGCGGUGCUGUACGGUGGAAUGCUGUACUUGGUGGGGAAGGUACUGCACGCGUACGGUUACAUUGAUUUUACGGGGCUGCAUGAGAGCAACUUGGAGGAGUGUCUAGAAGCGGAAGCUAUAUGAAAAGGGGAAGACGAGGUGCAGGGUGUUUUUGUGUAGGAUAGGAACUAGAUGAAAUGCGCUUUCCUAGAGAGCGUAGACCCCAGGUAAGGACAUGUGUUAUUAGGUCUUCUAGCGACAUUUUUUUCAUGUGAUAUGCCAUUCGCCAAAUAAAGCCAACUUCUUCGCCAGCGUC
Anopheles gambiae (African malaria mosquito) is the source of this 1901-nucleotide messenger RNA. Its product is annotated as fatty acyl-CoA reductase wat. The transcript is spliced from 4 exons. Gene Ontology annotation, molecular function: alcohol-forming very long-chain fatty acyl-CoA reductase (NADP+) activity. The record is from RefSeq and is a predicted model, not a curated record. NCBI's taxonomy places the organism in Eukaryota, Metazoa, Arthropoda, Insecta, Diptera, Culicidae. Gene Ontology annotation, cellular component: peroxisome. The coding region runs from base 170 to 1729 and encodes 519 amino acids. Gene Ontology annotation, biological process: long-chain fatty-acyl-CoA metabolic process.